UCUACCGUCUCUAGCGAAAAUUUCAUGCGCCAAAAACGUAAACUAAAGGAGUUUUAUUGGAAUUACUGCGAUUUCAAGGACACCAAACUGCCCAAUGUGCAGCACCAGGCGCAACUGAGACCGGGGACACCAAAUUCCAGAACUGCGGCGGUGCAUCCUGCGCGGCGGCGGCUUGGAAAGGAAAACGCAACUUCCACCUUGUGGGUGGUGGUACAGCAACGAAGGAAGAAGAAGAGCAGCAACGCUGCGGUCCAAUUUCAUAAACAAAAGGAUAUAAAGCGCAUUAAAAUAGGAUUUCAUCGGCCACUGGACAGGAUGACCACCUGGAGAAAGUGAGAGUCAGCUUUGCACUUGAGCCAGCUACACAGGAAUCCCGAGAUUAAGAUGCAGCAAAUGGACGACCCGCCAUCGCUGCCCGUGGGCACGGAGGUGAGCGCCAAGUACAAGGGCGCCUUCUGCGAGGCGAAGGUCAGCAAGGUGGUGCGCAACAUCAAGGUGAAGGUGGCCUACAAGCAAGGACUGGGCUCUGGCAUCGUCUCCGAUGACGCCAUCAAGGCGCCGACGGGCCAACUGCGCGUGGGUGCCGUCGUGGAGGUGCGCCAUCCGGAUCGCAAGGAGAUCGUGGAGGCCACCAUUACCAAGAUUCAGGACUGCUCCCAGUACACGGUGGUCUUCGACGACGGGGACAUCACCACACUAAGGCGCACGGCCCUGUGCCUGAAGAGCGGUCGCCAUUUCAACGAGAGCGAGACGCUGGACCAGCUGCCACUCACCCAUCCGGAGCACUUUGGUAAUCCUGUGGUGGGCGGACGCAGGGGACGGCGACGAGGUCACCUCAACGAGGACAGCUCCGACGACGACGACGAGAGCGAUGCCAAGGAGGUGGUCAACGAGAAGGAGGAGAACAUCGGCAAGGUGGUCUGCGUGGAGACGGAGUCCAAGAAGAAGGACAAGGAGAAGUGGUUUCCCGCCCUCGUAGUGGCGCCCACGGCACAGGCCACCGUGCGCAUUCGUGUGAAGGACGAGUACUUGGUGCGUUCGUUCAAGGACGGCCGCUACUAUACGGUGCCCAAAAAGGAGGCCACCGAGUUCACCCGCGAAGUGGCCAGCAAACAAGAUGUGCCUGCUGUGCAGGCGGCCCUCGAGUUCCUGGACAGCAGCAUCCUGCCGGCCCACUGGGACAGGGAUUCGCUCUUCGGCCUGUCGAACAUCUCCAGCGACGACGAGGGCGAGAUUGACUCGGACUCCUCCGACGACGAGCCGCACGAGGAGAAGGAUCGCUUUGUGGCGCAGCUGUACAAGUACAUGGACGACCGUGGCACGCCGCUGAACAAGGUGCCCUCCAUCCAGAGCCGGGACGUCGAUCUCUACCGGCUCUUUCGAGCGGUGCAAAAGCGUGGCGGUUACAAUCGCGUCACCUCGCAGAACCAGUGGAAACUGAUUGCCAUGCGCCUGGGCUUCACGCCCUGCACGGUGAGCGUGAUGAAUCUGGUGAAGCAGGCAUACAAGAAGUUCUUGCAGCCGUACGGCGACUUCCACCGCAAACUGGGCUGCUCCAUGCUGAUGACCUCGCGCAACUCCAAUCGCAGCAAGGGCCGCAGCCUGGUGCGCGCCAACUCGGUGGCCUCGCCCAAGCCCAUGGAGACCACGAAGACGGAGAGCAUCAGCAAACUGGCCCAGCCCAAUCAGACCAAUGCGACGGCGGUGGCUUCAACUUCGACCUCUGCCGCAGCAGCAGCAGCAGCGGCUGCAGCGACAACUACUCCGGCCAGAGCGGUGUCCAACGCCUCACAGUCCGCUGCCGAGGAGUCGGGCAACACCAGCGAGUCCAGCGUGGUGGUGGAGCCACCCAAGAAGCAGCGCAAGGGCUCCGCGGCCAGCGGUCAGCAGCAGGGCAAGGUCAAGAGUCUGGUGGAGAAGUACGAGGAGAAGAGCUCCACAACAGCGCAGAGCUCUGCGGCAGCAUCAGCAGCUACUGGAGGAUCGGCGGCAGCCAGUGCAUCAACAUCUGCAGGCGCAACAGCAACCAAUGCAGUGGCCACACACUCCACGUCGGCCAGCUCGUCGUCAGCAACGUCUGGAGGUUCUGCUGCUGCUGCUGCUGCUGCUGCUGCCCUGGCAACUGCUGCAAGCAACAAGGAUGCCGAAUCGGAUCUACCUUUGGCCAAGAUCAAGGCAGCGGCUGCGGCGGCCGCUUCCACCAGGCAGCACAGCAUGGAGAAGGAGAGCAACGUCAGUUCCGGCAGCAGUGCCUCCGCCUCCGCCUCCAGCAAGGCCAACUCCACGGAGAUGCAGCGCAGUCGCGAUGCCUCGCCCUCGGUUGCGGUACCGCCUCCAAGCGCCGCCAGCACAUCCUCUCCAGCGGUCGCCACCCAACCGGUGUCCACCAAGAAGGAGAAGCACCAACGCAGCAAGCAGGCGGACAAGGAUAAGGACAAGGAUAAGGACAAGGAUAAAGAUAAGGAUAAGGACAAAGAUAAGGAGAAGGACAAGGAUAAGGAUAAGGAGAAGGACAAGGAUAAGGAGAAGGAGGAGAAGCAAGCGGGCAGCGGGAAGCGCAAGAAGGAGAAGAUUAGCGUGGAGAAGAUCGACACGGGUGACUUUGUGGUGGGGAUCGGGGACAAACUGAAGGUGAACUACCACGAGAAGAAGUCGCCCAGCUCGCAUGGCAGCACGUACGAGGCCAAGGUCAUCGAGAUCAGUGUGCAGCGGGGCGUGCCCAUGUACCUGGUGCACUACACGGGCUGGAACAACCGCUACGAUGAGUGGGUGCCGCGCGAGCGCAUUGCCGAGAACCUGACCAAGGGCUCCAAGCAGAAGACGCGCACCAUAAGCACCAGCAGUGCGAACAGUGGCAGUGGCGGCGGCGGCGGAGGCGGUGGCGGUGGUGGUGGCUCCCUUUCGGGACAGGGCUCACUGCCGCCAGGAGUGGCCCAAGGUGGCUCCAAAAUACCACCGCCCUCGGCAGGUAAUAACUCUGGAACCGGAGAACCCUCGCGAGGAUCGCUGGGUGGCGCCAGCUCCACGCCCUCGCUGCUGUCCAGUGUGGUGAAGACGCCCUCGACGGGAGCCGGCGCAGUAGGAGCAGGAGGAGGGGCCAAGCGGGGACGCGGACGCAGCGACUCCAUGCCGCCACGCUCCACCACACCCUCGUCGUCGUCAUCGGUGGUGGUGGUGCCGACGACGGCGGCGGCGACCCACUCCGGUCGCACCAAAUCCCCAGCUGCCUCGCAGUCGCAACUCCAGCAGCAGCAACAGAUGAAGAAGCGCCCCACGCGCAUUGCUCCGGGAGCCACCACGCCGCGUCGCGUGUCCGAUGCCUCGAUGGCCUCCGCAUCGGACUCGGACUCCGAUGAGCCAGUGCGUCGGCCCAAGCGUCAGAGCAGUGCCAAGGAGAAGGCGCCGACGGGCAAGGCGCAGCCGGGUAAGGGACGCGUCUCAAGCCGGGCCUCCUCCACGGCCCCGGCCAUGCCCCAUGCCCAUGCCAGCGAUGAGUCCGAGGAGGAGGAGGACGACGAUGAGCUAGCUGCUCCGGCCAAGCCACAGCAGGCCUCCUCGGUGCGCGGCUCCCGCGCCGGUGGCAAUCGCGCCAUGAGCAGUGGUGCCGCCUCCGCCAAGGGACGCGACUACGAUCUCAGCGAGAUUCGCUCGGAGCUGAAGGGAUUCCAGCCGAAGUUGCUCACCCCAACGAAUGCUGGCGAGGAGCGCAAGGAGUCGGCGGCCAAGAAGGAGUCGUCGACCGUCGAGCUGCCGGACAUCAAGAAGGAGCCCAAGCUAGAGUCCUCGGCCAAGAGCAGCUCCACGGAGCUGUCCUCGGAAACGGAGUCGUACGUGGACGAGGACUCGCAGUCCUCCGACUACCGCAAGCAGCCAAAAGCGUUAGCAGGCGCUGGCGGCAAGAAGGAGCACACACAGUCCAAGCUGCAGCACGAACCAGUGUCCAAGAGGGAGCUCUCGCUCAAAGAGGAGCCACUGAAGGUCGAGCCCAAGGCAGAGCCCAAGGAGGAGGAGUGCUCCAAGAGCAGCAAGCCCUUCCUGUCGGGGGCGGACAUCAAACCCACCGCCGCCGCUCUGAUAGCUCCGGCUAGAUUUGGCAGCACCUCAGCCAGCUCAUCAGCAGGUGGCUCAUCAGCAGGUGGCUCUUCCACGGCCAAGUACACGUCGGUGAUUGUGGAGAAGCCCCUGACCAUUGGCGGCAAGAAGUCGACAGCGUCUGUGGCGGACCAGCAUGUGCCCAAAAAGGGGGAGCUAAUCAAGAAGCAAGCUGGCGGAGUAGGAGCAGCAACAGCUGGCUCUGCGUCGGAGUCCAAGAAGUUUGCCGAGCCGGUGGCCAGCCUGAAGGUGGAGCUGCCGGCAGCCUGCUCGCCCUCGUCCUCCUCCUCGUCCUCCAGUUCCUUCUGCUCCAGUGCAUCGGCGGCCAGUUCCAGUUCGGCCACCCGAUCGCUGCCCGACAUGAGUAAGCUGGAGAUCAGCAGUGGCACUGUGACAGCUCCACAGACGCCCUCCCAGCCAGCCGGCAAUGCCACGCCCAUGAGCCUGGCCAAGGAGUCCAAGUACAGCAGCAGCAGCAGCAGCAGUGGCGGAGGUGGAGCAGGAGGAACACCGUCGAGCUCAGGAUUGAGCAUGCGCAAACUGCUCUCCUCGGAUGUCUACGAGUUCAAGGACACGGAGCCCUUCGAGUUCGAGAAACGCAUCUCGCCAAUGGCCUCGACUGUGACCGGAGCACCAGUGAGUGCAGCAGCAGGAGCAACUGCCUCCGUAAUCACCACAGCAGUGAUGGGCACACCGGGUGGCACAGCGGCAUCCCCUCCGACGGCAGCUGCUGCGGCAACGGUGGUCAGCUCGGCGGCCAGGAAGCUGGCCCUCAAGGCCAGUGCCAUGCAGCAGAGUCUGGAGCAGCACCAGCUGCCUCCGGCUGGGCAUGAUCGUGGCUACGGUGGUGCCAUGGGCACCAUGAGCAUGGCCACCUCGCUUGCAGCGUCCAAGCCGAAGAAGCGGGGAUCUCCCUUGAAGGAGCCAGCCUUGGGCCUGGACAAGCCCAAGAUCUACAAGCUGGACAAGGAGCAAGUGCAGCAGCAGCAGCAGCAGCAGUCGUCGGUGGUGGUGGCGGUGGAGCAGAAGGUUCAGCCACUUACGCCGCCCACUUUGAAGGUGCUACAGCCGGCCGGACAAGUGACUCCCUCGUCCUCAGCCAAUCCAGUGAAGAUGCACACGUCGACGACGACGACGAUGACGACGCCACCAGGAGGAGCUGUAACUCUAGCCGCGGGCGGAUCCACCCCGACCACAGUCAGUGGACACUCCACUCCUGGCCAACUGGCUCCGCAUCAUGCCACGCCCUUCGAUGCGCUGCGCAAGUCGCCCAGUUUCAAUCUCAACAUCACCGCCCUGAACGAGGAGCUGGCCCAGACGGUGCAGGAAACCACACGGGCGCUGACGGAUGCACUGCAGCCGCCCACAACGCCUGGGCCAGCGGCACCAUCGAUUGCCGCUCCCGCCACACCAGUGAUUGCCCCGCCAGGUCCCAACUGUCCCAGUACCCCACCCAAUCCCGUCGUGCUGGCCUCACCCAAACUGAGCACUCCACCCAGCCAUGGCAGCCAUGGCAAUCCCAAUCCCGGCAAGCAGAAGCCGCCGCCUGCCCCCCACAUUGUGGGCAGCCCCUUCAUCGAGACGCGCAACGUGUUCGAGCUGAGCACCUCCAACGAGGGCAGUGGCUACAGCUCCGGUGAGUCCAAGGACAACAAGCUGGAGAAACUGGAGAACGUGAAGAUCCUGCUGGCCGGGGCGGCGGGUCCCUUCGACCUGGACGCCGGCAGCUACGAGCAGAAGACCAGCUCCAUAGCAGACAAGGUGCUGAAGGCCAUCAGCCAGAAGAAGGAGGAGGUGGAGCAGAGCAAGGGCAAGCCACCACCACCGCCGCCAGCGGAAGUGGCCCUUGAGGAGCAGCCUGUGACCACCAGCACGCCGCCAGUGAAGCUGGAUCUAAGCAGCAGUGCCAUCAAGCUGGACACCCUGAAGCUACUCACUGAGCCACUCAAGAUCCAGACGGGUCCGCCGCUGCUGGGUGAGCUGUAUAGACCCGGUCCGGCCACCAGCAGUCCGGAGACCAAGUCCAUACUGGACUCCUCGCUGCCGGCCAAGAACAGCGAGCUGAGCGAGACCAUCCAGAAGCUGGAGUGCGCCAUCCAGCAGCGCAAGACGCCGGUGGGCGGAGCCCUCUCGCUGGCCAGCUCCACGGCGGGCACUCCGCCGGCCGCCCAUACGCCCAACUCGACGGCCACCGCCGGCGGUGCUGGCUUCUCGGACGAGUCCAUGGACAGCACCGACUCCGAGCAGCGGCUGGUCAUCGAGGAUGUGAUUGCCGAGGAGCACACCACCACCACGACGACGGGGGAGCAGAAGAGUCCGGGUUCCGGCCAGGAGGAGGCUCCGAUCGGAAGCGGAGCCAUCACCUCCAGCCUAAUCAGCCAGGUGGUCAUGGCCGAUGCGGAGGGCACAACCACCACCACCACUAGCAGUGGCACGCCCACGCCUCCGGUCUCCGCCCCCGUUAAAUUGGAACCGGUUGGAAGGGUGGCCAAUGCGUUGCCCGGCAUCCAAGCACCCAUUCCGUUGAAGCCCUCGGAGGGCAGCUCCUUUGCUGGGAAACUCACGGUGGUGAAUCAGCCGACACCACCGCCGCCGCUGGCCAAGCUGCAGCAGCCGGAGGAGCUGGUGGCUCCCACGUCGAAGGCGGGCAUUAGCUCCUUUGGCAUACCCAUUGUGCUGCCCGAGAUUCCCGCCUCCGUGGUGGUGGCCACACCGGCCCUCUUGGUGGCCUCCUCCUCGGUGAUGCGUCAAUGUCCCGGCUCCACCACGCCCAGCUCCCCGGCGCCCGUCCUGAUCUCGCCCAAGGCGGCCUUCCUGGCCGCACCCAAAGUGGCUGCCGCCGAAGUGGGCGGUCUGCUGCUAAAGGCCUACACCGGAACACCGCCCACUGUCAUCUCGAACUUCAACCAACAGCAGCAACAGCAGCAGCAGCCGACGACGGCGACGACAACGACGACGACGUCGUCGACUAGUGUGCUCCAAGUGGCCGCCGAGAUGCCCGCCAGCUAUAUAAUAGAUGCCGAGAUCGACGAAGCCCCCAGCAGCAGCAGCAGCAGUGCGCCCAUGGUGGCGCGACCCUUUGUGAUGCACGCCGUGGCCAAGGAGCUGUACAAUGUGGUGGCCCCAGCGGCCAGUUCACCACUGAUCAGCGAUCCGCACAACGAGUCCAUCAAUCUGCUGUGCGAGGAGACCAUACCGGGCAGUCCGGCGCCCAACUACUGUGGCUCCGACCAGCUGCCGCCAGGCACAGCUCUGGCCAUCAUGGGCAUAACACCUCUGCCCCCAGACACACCGCCGCCCGGCGCCAUUGCCACCAUCCAGCAGCAGCAUCAGCAGCAGUCGGGAGCGGGAUCGGGAGCAGUGGCCAAACCGGGUGAGGUGAACCCCUUGGCGGCCAACAGUUCGCCGGAUUCGGCCAGCCAAGAUGAGAGUGGCGGCGAGGAGCACCAGAAGAAGAGUGCCGAGCACGAGCAUGAGCAUGAGCACGAGCACGAGGAUUCGAGUGGACUGGGAGCGCUGAACAAGCGCAAGCGCACCCGGAAACCGCUGCCGAUGAGCGCCCAGGCGGCGGCAGCCGUGACCGCCCAGCUCCAGUCGCUGGGCAAGCGAAGGCGCCAGGUGUCCGGGAUGCGCGGCCAGAAGACCACGGCCACCACAGCUGGCUCCGAUACGGACGAGAACUCGGAUAACCUAGCGCCGUCGGCGGGACAACAACAGCAGCAGCAGCAGCAACAACAGCAGCAGCAGCAGCGACAGAGUGCCCGCCAGCAACUGUUGCCGCAGGGCAACAACCAGCAACAGCAGCAGCAGCAACAGCAACUCCUGCAGCAGGCGGCGCAGCUGCAGCAGGGCAUCCCAUCGGGCAACCAGUCGGGAGUGCGUCCAUGUCCCUACAACUUCCUCGUGGAGCUGGAUCCUGCGCUCAGCUCGGACGAGUGCAUCACGAUCCUGCGCAAACAGAUCCAGGAUCUGCGCAAGGCCUUCAACACCAUUAAGGGCGAACUGGCGGUCAUCGACCGCCGGCGCAAGAAGCUGCGUCGCCGGGAGCGCGAGAAGAAGCAGCAGCAGCUGCAGAGCCAGCAGCAGGGCAAGAUCUGUGCCUAGCUCGGAGAGAAUCCACGAGGGGAUCCACGAGGGGAUCCGCCGCCUCCAUCGAACAGCGACCACAGCAAUUGCAAACGACUUCAAGACCCCUAGAAAAAGCGAAUGAAGAUCGCUGAAAAUGAAUUGUAAUGAGCAGAAAAAUUGGAAAUCGUUGGAGUUUUUUUUUUCCAUUACUAGUUUGUAGUUCGAGUUCUUUAGGUUUAAGCAACAACACCCCGUCUGUAUAAAUACAUUUCAUAAGAUGUAUGAAUUCUUAAGUGA
Molecule: messenger RNA, 8457 nt
Organism: Drosophila elegans
Lineage: Eukaryota; Metazoa; Arthropoda; Insecta; Diptera; Drosophilidae
Gene: htk
Product: platelet binding protein GspB
Exons: 6
Coding region: 385-8196 (2603 amino acids)
Biological process (GO): regulation of transcription by RNA polymerase II
Cellular component (GO): nucleus
Molecular function (GO): transcription cis-regulatory region binding
Source: RefSeq, a predicted model, not a curated record